Messenger RNA from Xylaria bambusicola, 513 nucleotides. RefSeq lists its product as uncharacterized. The record is from RefSeq and is a predicted model, not a curated record. The transcript is spliced from 2 exons. Bases 1 to 513 code for a protein of 170 amino acids. Lineage: Eukaryota; Fungi; Ascomycota; Sordariomycetes; Xylariales; Xylariaceae.
AUGCGAUACAAAUCGACAUCUUUACUCCUUCUCCCACUCUCAACAUCCUCCCCCACGACCAAAGCAAAGGAAACACCACUCAACUCAAUAACCAUCAACACCGCCAUCGCCCCAACACAACCCCCAAAUCCCAUCGCAGCGCGAACAACCCCAACCACCACAACCUCGAUCCCGCAACUCCCGAUCCCGAUCCCAAUUCCAAUGUCAACGACAGGGACAGGACCUACGACAAGUCCUAGCAAAAGCGAUACAACCGACAGCACAGCCGAAGGAGGACAGGAAGAAGGCGACUCCUCCCUAACGACGACGAUAACAAUCACGCGCAACGCGACGACGACGAUAAGGCCCACUCUGACCGUGACAUCACUGUUCCCGUCGGCGGGGUCGACUACGUCGAGAGCGUCCGCGUCCGUCAGUGUUUCUCAUAAUCUGUUAACCGUUCGCGACGCUAAUUUUAUAUUUCUUCGCAUGAUAUCGACAGAUCAUGAAAGAGUUGAAUACAUCGCCAAAUAA